AUGAGUACACUUUAAUUGAUGAAAACUUAUCUUGGACUGAUGCUAUCGAAUUUUGCCAAAAGAAUGGAAGCCAAUUAGCGAAUCUCGGUGAAGCUGUGGCUACGCUAACUACCGAUGAAUGUCUUGAAAGGUUUGAUACAAUGUGGACAGAGACGCUCGCUUCUGCUAGUCCAUAUUUAUCUCUGUUAGGCUGUUUCAGUAAUCAAGGAGACAUCCCUCAUUCUAAUCUUAGCAGAGCCUCGGUAGUGGACUGUCAGUUUGAAUGUUCCAGUUCAUCUUACUUUGCAAUAUCGGACACAGCAUGUUCAUGUCUUGAAAAUUUCACAAGCAGUGCAGAUCUUGUAGAUGCCAGUCUGUGUAACAUUACUUGUGAUGGUACAUACUGUGGAGGGCAAGACACCAUGAAUAUUUACUAUGUCGUAGACAAAGGCUUUUUCCAAAACAAGACAGUCUACUGGAAUCCUAAUUUUACCUCCUGUUUAUCAUACCAGUGUUUAGGUCAUAGGAAUGUUUAUAAGGAAGCGGAUUGUGAUGAUAUGUCCAUUUCACUGUCAGAUUGUUGUAACUAUUUUUCAUGCACGUUUGAACCAGGGGAACCCUGUUUUCUUUAUCAGGAUGACGAUGACGAUUUUGAUUGGACAAUACAGAAUAAGGCCACAAAGUAUGGCCCAGUCCAGUCUUAUGAAGGAUCGUACUUUGCCUUUGUUGACGAUGAACAGUAUGGGGAGGGAAAUUCGACAACGCUUGUUUCAAAUGUCGGAUUUACAGAUGGUCAGUGGUGUAUUCACUUGCGAUACUACAUACAAAAUGUAUCGACAGAUGCAAGGCUUGAGGUUUUCAAAAGUGGAGAACAGAAUCCCUUUUUUAUCUUUAAAAAAUCUGCCAAUAAAGAAUGGAAAUAUGCGUACAAAAAUAUUAUAAUGAGUUAUGAUGAAAGAGUUAUCUUCAAGUUUACACGUGGUAAGGAGACGUCUGAUUUCGCUUUAGAUGACGUCAUUAUGAUAAAAGGGUCAUGUGAAGAGACAGUGACAUCAAUGUUUAAAAUGAAAGGCGAAAUUAAUUGCAAUUUUGAAGGUAAUGAAGAUGUUUGUUUUCAACAAAACAAAAAAGGCUCUACUUGGACGAUAACUCGGGAUGGAUCGACACCCACAGAAGACACGGGACCAAGUAAAAACAUUGAAGGAAAUUAUUUCCUAUACUUUGCAGCAAACAAAUUUGGGAAUCGUGGAAAGGCUGUUCUCAGUUCUUCAUUUUAUCUAGAAGAUAUUAACAUCACCUUUAGUAUGCAGUAUAGCAUGUAUGGUGAAGACAUUGGACAACUUUAUGUUUACCUAAAGGAUGAAAGGAAUACCACUAGAGAUAUUUUUAAAGAGGAAGGUGAUCAAAGAGAAGGAUGGAAAAAUUUCACUACAAAUAUUACGGUAGAAAGCAAAAAUAAGCUUUACAUCGAAGGGAGUAAAAAUGGUAGUGGAAAUAAAGGGGAUAUUGCAAUUGACAAUAUCAAGAUUAUUAUCAUUGAACCAGAGAACAAAAACUCAUGGUUGGCCUAUAAUGAAAGAUGUGCGAGAAUUCUUGGUUCUUACAUUAUCAAUAACGAACAAAUAACGGACCUGCCAUGUCUAUCUGAUAGCUUAGAGAGGUGGACUGGAAUCAUAAGGCCACAGCGGAGAACUUCAGUCGUUACAGGUUUUCAGGAAACCCCCACUGCUGUACAGUUGUACAGUUACAUUAACAAUGUACCUACGUAUGACUGGGAAAUUUAUGAUCCACGGAGAACUAGACCAUUUGUUUGUAAAAGAAUUCUUAAUUCAUCGAGUGAUAGUUGCGUGGUGUUCAGACGUGUGACUAGUAACCAUGCUACAGAGACGACUGACAUAAAUAAUGGUAAGAGCAAGGUAAUAAUAUAAAAGAAAAUAAAAUUCCUUUUUAUCUGUAUCUCAUACUGUACUUCAAUGAUGCAAUAUUAGUUUUUUUUUAUUAUGAGUGAUAUAA
Messenger RNA from Saccostrea cuccullata (small rock oyster), 1992 nucleotides. Its product is annotated as MAM and LDL-receptor class A domain-containing protein 1-like. Gene Ontology annotation, cellular component: membrane. Bases 141 to 1907 code for a protein of 588 amino acids. The transcript is spliced from 15 exons. The record is from RefSeq and is a predicted model, not a curated record. Lineage: Eukaryota; Metazoa; Mollusca; Bivalvia; Ostreida; Ostreidae.